UUGGGCGUGCCGUCGGUGGCCGACCAGUUGCACUCAGUCACCACACGGCUCUCCGAACUCAAGUUUGACCACAUCGACUACAUUUGUCUCAAGUUUCUGCUACUUCUCAAUCCAGAUGUUCGGGGUUUGGGUAACUUCAAGCUGGUACAGGAGGCCCACGAACAGGCCCAACAAGCGGUGCUCGAGUACACAAUCAACUGUUACCCGCAAAUUAACGACAAAUUCGGUCAACUGAUGGCUUUGGUGCCUGACUUGCGGGCACUGACCCUAAGGGGCGAAGAAUUUCUCUACUAUAAGCAUAUGGGCGGAAGCGCGCCGACACAGACACUGCUGAUGGAGAUGCUUCACGCCAAGAAGAAAUGACCGCAACAUCACAUCUCUCUCGCCGUUGAUUCUGUUUGAUAGACAAAAUUAUAUAUAAAUAUUAACACUUGAGAAACGACCGGAAUAUUCUUGUGUUUGAUGGCGAUCGGGAGGUCUUCGUUCCGGCCCUCCCUUUCCCAUUCUCUUCCACACAUACACAACAACACACACUCUCUGUUGGCAUUUACAGUACAUUUGUUUGAAUCAUAUGAUUAGAUGUCUGUCCAUAACAGGCGCCCCUCUCCUCCCCCAUCCAGUGCUGAACCCAUUUUACACAAAUCUAUUGCCGUAAUUAUUAUUAUUAAACACUUGAUUAUUAUUUUUUUGUUAGAAAGUGUUUAAUUCAAUGUUUUUAGCGUUUGAUUUGUUUAUUUGUUUUUUCCGACGAGUUUUUCGAUUAAUUUAUUA
Messenger RNA from Medioppia subpectinata, 771 nucleotides. The record is from the annotation of a GenBank genome assembly. NCBI's taxonomy places the organism in Eukaryota, Metazoa, Arthropoda, Arachnida, Sarcoptiformes, Oppiidae.